Molecule: messenger RNA, 1665 nt
Organism: Cryptococcus amylolentus CBS 6039
Lineage: Eukaryota; Fungi; Basidiomycota; Tremellomycetes; Tremellales; Cryptococcaceae
Exons: 9
Coding region: 1-1665 (554 amino acids)
Biological process (GO): amino acid transmembrane transport
Cellular component (GO): membrane
Molecular function (GO): amino acid transmembrane transporter activity
Source: RefSeq, a predicted model, not a curated record
AUGUCUCUGGAAGACAAGGGACAGAAAUCAUUCGACGCCUCGGAACCCGCGGAGGAGGCCUAUGUGGCGGAGGUCAUGAGCGAACAUAUUGCAACAGACUUGACCAACGACCCCCAUCGAGGUCUUCGCAUGCGCCAUGUGCAACUCAUCGCCAUCUCCGGGAGUAUCGGCUCCGCCCUAUUUGUAUCUAUCGGUAAUCCUCUCACCUCUGCCGGGCCACUCGGUCUUUUGAUCGGUGUGGCGCUAUGGAGUCUUGUCGUCUGGGCGGCCAGCAACUGUCUCAUCGAAAUGACCACUCUGCUGCCGCUCGAUGGCGGCUUUGUAAAAAUGAGUGGACGAUUUGUGGAUUGGGCCCUCGGUAUGGCUUAUGUCAUCACCCAAUGGGCCCUUAUUUGCUUCGAACUCACAUCUAUCAACGUCAUUGUCGAGUACUGGAAAGACGACCUGAAUCCCGCUAUUCUCAUAUCAGCCUGUCUCGUCCUCUUGUUCUUGAUCAACGUCUGGAGUGUGAGGUGGUUCGGAGAGAUUGAGUUCUACAUCAGUAUCGCCAAGCUCAUCUUGAUCGUCGGCUUGACGCUCUACACUUUCAUCACUAUGGUCGGCGGCAACCCUCUCAAGGAUGUGUAUGGGUUUCGGUUCUGGAAGACACCUGGCCCUUUUGCUGGUGAAGUCAACUUCCGCAAAGUCAUCACUGGGAUCUUUGACUCCAUCAGCUGGGCCACUUUUGCCGUCGUCGGUCCCGAUUAUAUAUCUCUCGUUGGGGGUGAAGUAAAAAAUCCGCGACGUAUCCUUCCCAAGGCUUUUAACAGCACCGUCUAUCGUAUCUUGGGCUUCUAUAUCACUGGCUGUCUGUGCGUCGGCAUUGUGUCUUCUUCCACCGAUCAAAGCUUGCUUGGUGCGAUCUCUGCCGGCGCCCCCGGUGCCGCCAAGAGCCCUUAUGUCAUCUCCAUGAACCGCCUCGGCAUCCCUGUCCUCCCAUCCAUUGUCAACGCCCUCGUCUUGAUCAGUCUGUUUUCCACCGCCAACUCCUUCACAUUCGUCGCCAGCCGAUCCGUCUUCUCUCUCGCCCAACAAGGACAAGCUCCCAAAGUAUUCCUUAGAACCAACAGGCACGGUGUACCGUAUGUCUCUGUGACUGUUACGCUACUCAUUGGAUGUUUGGCAUACUUGUCGGUGUCUUCUGGGACGGCCAAAGUUUUGAACUGGUGGAUCGACUUAGUCACCGCUGCUCAGCUUGUCAGCUGGACAGUGAUCGCAAACCUACCUGCGUUUCCGAUCCGGCCUCAAAGCACAAAAUUUGCUCAACAACGACUUCCUUCCAAUCCGGGGCUACCUGCAGCCUCUGUCGGGCUGGUACCUCCUUGUCUGGUCACCCAUUGUUUUACUCUUCUCAUCAGCGGCUACUACUGCUUCCUUCCCGGAGCUUUCACCGCUGCCGACUUUGUAUUUGCCUACGGCAGUGUCUUCAUCUUCCUCGCCAUCUUUAUCGGAGCCAAGAUCUACGCGUACUAUGUCCGCAAAGACAGGCAGCUUGUCAUCCCUGCCGAUCAGAUCGAUUUCAAGAGCGAUCUCGACCACAUCGAAGAGCUGACGCGGGCUUCCGAGGAGAAGAGACUCGCAAAGUCGCGUGGGGCGGGGGAGAAGGUGUCUGACUUUUUCUUUUAG